AUAUUCUUCACCGUCGCAUCGUCGAUCGUUUCGCUCAAAUCGCCCGGGACGCGGUGUGCACUUUUCUUUCGCUUGUGUGGCUACAGCGGCUUUUGUUCUUUCUUUUUCCCUCUCCCUCGCGGGCUUUUGAAUUGGCAUCAUGUCUGACUACGGUGAUCACGACGCUGGUGACAACUACGACUACGACCCCGCGGAGCAAUUUGACGACAAUGAGCCCGAGGACUUCCUAAACCCCGAGGACGUCGACGGCGAAGCCGGCGCCGAUGCAUAUGGUGACGACUCGUAUGCGCCCGAGGUCAACGGUGACCGCGUCGUGGUAUCGGGCGACCCCAAUGCCGGUUACUCGGGCAAGGUGAUGGAACAGGCGCGGGAAAAGAAAGUGCCGAACGAAGAGCGCACGACGACUCCCUACAUGACCAAAUACGAGAGAGCGCGAGUCCUGGGUACUAGAGCUCUGCAGAUCAGUAUGAAUGCCCCGGUGUUGGUCGAUCUCGAGGGUGAAACGGAUCCUUUGCAAAUUGCUCUCAAGGAAUUGAACCAGAAGAAGAUCCCUCUGAUUGUGAGGAGAUAUCUGCCUGACGGAUGGUACGAGGACUGGACAUGCGAAGAAUUGCUUUAGAUCCGGGGACGGACUGGGUGGCUGUAUAUUGAAAAUUGGGUCCCUUUAUACUCUAUUUUGUAUGUUAUUCUUUCUAUUUCUCUUAAACGGCAUAGCGUGUGGAGUUUGGGAGUAGGAAAAACAGACCGUAAUGGCUCCAUCGGCCGCUUUGGUCUUUGCGAACGGGGAAAAGAAAAAAACUCAAGACAUAGCGCAAUGCAGAAUUCUAGAUAAAAUCAAGAAAAAAAAGUUUGAC
Aspergillus steynii IBT 23096 is the source of this 854-nucleotide messenger RNA. RefSeq names its product DNA-directed RNA polymerase core subunit RPO26. Gene Ontology annotation, molecular function: DNA binding; DNA-directed RNA polymerase activity. The transcript is spliced from 4 exons. NCBI's taxonomy places the organism in Eukaryota, Fungi, Ascomycota, Eurotiomycetes, Eurotiales, Aspergillaceae. Gene Ontology annotation, biological process: DNA-templated transcription. Gene Ontology annotation, cellular component: nucleus; RNA polymerase II, core complex; RNA polymerase I complex. The coding region runs from base 140 to 619 and encodes 159 amino acids. The record is from RefSeq and is a predicted model, not a curated record.